This is a messenger RNA of Drosophila elegans, 1595 nucleotides long. It is a transcript of the gene Hel25E, whose product is annotated as ATP-dependent RNA helicase WM6. The transcript is spliced from 8 exons. Gene Ontology annotation, biological process: mRNA export from nucleus; mRNA splicing, via spliceosome. The coding region runs from base 185 to 1459 and encodes 424 amino acids. The record is from RefSeq and is a predicted model, not a curated record. Lineage: Eukaryota; Metazoa; Arthropoda; Insecta; Diptera; Drosophilidae. Gene Ontology annotation, molecular function: ATP binding; RNA helicase activity; RNA binding.
CCUAGUGGGAUAGCCAAAUAUUUUAGCAGCGGUCACACUGCUCUGUUUUUUUGCUCCGCGUCACGUUAAAGUUUUUUAAUAGUUAAAAUCGCUUUAAAAUUAUUAUUAAAGCAGACCACGUACGCACAAGCAUUUAGAUUCGUUCUUUCAGUCCAGAGUCUAGAUAAAAAUAAACAAAGUCGAAAUGGCAGACAACGACGAUCUUUUGGACUACGAGGAUGAGGAGCAGACCGAGACCACUGCGGUUGAGAACCAGGAGGCGCCCAAGAAGGACGUCAAGGGCACUUAUGUGUCCAUACACAGUUCCGGAUUCCGCGAUUUCCUUCUGAAACCGGAGAUCCUUCGAGCUAUCGUAGACUGCGGUUUUGAGCAUCCCUCGGAGGUCCAGCACGAGUGCAUUCCGCAGGCUGUCCUGGGCAUGGAUAUCCUCUGCCAGGCCAAGUCCGGCAUGGGUAAGACCGCCGUCUUCGUCCUGGCCACUCUGCAGCAGCUGGAGCCCUCCGAUAACAACACCUGCCACGUCCUGGUCAUGUGCCACACCCGCGAGCUGGCCUUCCAGAUCAGCAAGGAGUAUGAGCGCUUCUCCAAGUACAUGCCCACAGUCAAGGUUGCUGUGUUCUUUGGAGGACUGGCAAUUCAAAAGGAUGAGGAGACCCUCAAAAGCGGUACCCCGCACAUUGUGGUGGGCACUCCUGGACGAAUUCUGGCCUUGAUUCGCAACAAGAAACUCAAUCUGAAGCAUUUGAAGCACUUUGUUCUGGACGAGUGCGACAAGAUGCUGGAGCAGCUGGAUAUGCGUCGUGACGUUCAAGAGAUUUUCCGUAGCACACCGCACGGCAAACAAGUGAUGAUGUUCUCUGCCACAUUGAGCAAGGACAUUCGUCCCGUUUGCAAAAAGUUCAUGCAAGAUCCCAUGGAGGUGUACGUCGACGAUGAGGCCAAGCUGACGCUGCACGGACUGCAGCAGCACUACGUCAAUCUGAAGGAGAACGAGAAGAACAAGAAGCUGUUCGAACUGCUCGACGUGCUUGAGUUUAAUCAGGUGGUCAUCUUUGUGAAGUCUGUACAACGUUGCGUGGCCUUGUCCCAGCUGCUGACGGAGCAAAACUUCCCCGCCAUCGGCAUCCAUCGCGGCAUGACCCAGGAGGAGCGUCUGAAUCGCUACCAGCAGUUCAAGGACUUCCAGAAGCGCAUUUUGGUGGCCACCAAUCUCUUUGGUCGCGGCAUGGACAUUGAGCGAGUGAACAUUGUGUUCAACUACGAUAUGCCCGAGGAUUCCGACACCUACUUGCAUCGCGUGGCCCGCGCCGGUCGCUUCGGUACCAAGGGAUUGGCCAUUACCUUUGUUUCGGACGAGAACGAUGCCAAGAUACUUAACGAAGUACAGGAUCGUUUCGAUGUGAACAUCAGCGAGCUGCCGGAGGAGAUUGAUCUGUCCACAUAUAUUGAGGGACGCUGAGAAUCGAAUGUGCAUGGGACUCCGUAAGAAAAAGAAAUGCACUUCAAAUAGAUACAAAACUAAAACCUUUUAUAAAACUCUACUUUAUAACUAAAUAAAACAAAUAUUCAGACAAUGUGUUGACGUACAAAAGUGA